This is a messenger RNA of Paramecium primaurelia, 255 nucleotides long. The record is from the annotation of a GenBank genome assembly. NCBI's taxonomy places the organism in Eukaryota, Ciliophora, Oligohymenophorea, Peniculida, Parameciidae.
AUGGUAUUGGCUAAGAUAGCAUUAGGAACAGCAGGUGCAGUGACUGUUGGAUAUUUAUUUGUUCCACCAUUCAAUAGAAAACUUGAAAGAAAUGUUCUCAGACCAAUUAGAAAUUAUAGAAGACAUUUACAAUAAGAGGAUUCAUUUAAAACAGAAGUAAUAGUUAUCUUUUCAUUUUCUUAGGAAGAAUUCUAUUAAUUUUUAGGAAGUGUUGCAUUAGGUACCUUGAAAAUGUUUACAAUCGAAAGCGAUUGA